Messenger RNA from Chinchilla lanigera (long-tailed chinchilla), 1250 nucleotides. Its product is annotated as olfactory receptor 4P4-like. Lineage: Eukaryota; Metazoa; Chordata; Mammalia; Rodentia; Chinchillidae. Gene Ontology annotation, molecular function: olfactory receptor activity; G protein-coupled receptor activity. The record is from RefSeq and is a predicted model, not a curated record. The transcript has a single exon. Gene Ontology annotation, biological process: G protein-coupled receptor signaling pathway. Gene Ontology annotation, cellular component: membrane. The coding region runs from base 231 to 1172 and encodes 313 amino acids.
GCGUUUGUACUCUGUGUUACUGUGUUAUGUUAGUACUAUGUUAUGGUAUUCUACCUAGUGCAUUAAGUUUUGCUCUCCUAGCUCCAAUUAUAUUGAUUGAAUCAGAACAUAUAGUCAACAUAGGUUUAUUGGGUAAGCAAAUGACUUUGAAAAUAAAUCAGUGGUUUCAAAAAGUAUAGUUCUUCAGGUUUAUUCUCCUCUGUUUCUAAGCAAUCAAAUCCACAGAAGCAAUGGAGUAUGAAAAUGCUACAGAAUUUAUACUUCUGGGUCUUUUUAGCAACAAGGACGUAAAGGCCACCUGCUCUGUGCUCUUCUCACUGUGCUAUCUUGCAAUUCUCUCAGGAAACCUGGUCAUUCUUCUCACCAUUAAGGGCAGCCACCUUCACCAACAGCCCAUGUACUUUUUUCUCAGCUACCUGUCUCUCAUGGACAUGUGCUUCACUUCCACGGUGGCCCCCAAACUGAUCAUAGAUUUAUUGGCUCGGUGGAAUACCAUCUCCUACAGUGGCUGCAUGGCCCAGAUGUUUUAUGCCCACUUCUUUGGUGCUACUGAGAUCUUCAUCCUGGUGAUCAUGGGCUAUGAUCGUUAUGUGGCCAUCUGCAGACCCCUUCACUAUACGGUCAUCAUGAGCAAACAUGUGUGCUAUGUCCUUGUGAUGGCCUCUAUUAUUGGAGCCUUUCUCCACUCACUCAUGCAUGUAUUGAUCAUUAUCAAACUUCCCUUCUGUGGCCCCAAUCAGAUAGAUCACUAUUUUUGUGACGUGUUCCCAUUGCUGAAGCUGGCCUGCACUGAUACAAGACUCUUGUUUAUUACAAUCAUUACCACCACAGGGGUGCUGUCCAUUUUGACCUUUGUUGCCUUGGUGAUUUCUUACAUCAUCAUCCUGUCCACCUUGAGGACCCGCUCCUCCGAGGGCCGCCGCAAAGCCCUCUCCACCUGUGGCUCACACAUCACGGUCGUGUUCCUGUUCUUCCUGCCCCUUAUCUUCACCUACGCCCCCACGGUUGAAUCCACCAGCGAUGACAAAGUGUUGGCUCUGUUUUACACCAUGAUUGCCCCCUUGUUCAAUCCCCUCAUCUACACACUGAGAAACGCGGACAUGAAGAAGGCCAUGAGGAAAGUGUGGUGCCGAGACAAACUGUCUGAAAGGCAUCCAAGUCUCUGCUGCUGAAGCCCCUUGUUCAGUCUUCUAUCCAGAGUCAGUGUCAUCGAAUGCACCAGGGCCCGGGAGGAGGCGUGCUACCUUCAA